GGAUAUCCGAAGUUGGCCAAAUUAAUGGGCGAUUCUCCAAGAACCGCCAUAUUUCGGCGGUUCAGGCAGCUCAACAUGCUUCAUCUACUCAGACUCCAGGCAGAACUCCACUCAUUGGAAGAUGAGCUUCUCGAAGUUAUCCAAGAAGACCAACAGUCGGAUGACCCCGAUAAAAAGGACUAUUCGAGAAACUUCUUUUUGCUCAAGCGAUGUGCAGAACAAGGGAAGGAUUUUGAACAGUAUGAACUGUUGCAGCAGAUUGGAGAGAAGCUCAACGAGUACAACACUUCACUCUCGGCCACUGGGGCCGUUCAAAGCCUACCAUCCCCAGAGAAACGUCCCUUGGAGUUUAUCCGCCUGUGGUUGGAAGGUGCUGGCGGCGGGGAGUAUUUUCCGCUUGGAACCGAAAGCACAAUCUGGGAGAUGCAAUCACGAGACGAGUACGUGAGCGUUACCCCCAUAGCUAGCGGCGACAGAAUAUCAUCCUUGGUCCGUGGGAUAUUGUUGGAUAUUUAUCACUUCUUCGCUGAAUCCUUGAAGAAGAUUCAAAGAAGGUUCAACAAGACAAGCCAGUCCUCUACGGCGGCGGUACCGCGCAUACGCAAGUAUGACGAUGAAAGGCUGCAAGCCGUCAGCGACGGUAUAACGGCUGCCCUUGCCUCUCUUCUCCCAACCUUGAUGAUUCUAGUCUUGUAUUUUGUGAAAAGGAUGCUAGUUAGAAUCGGGCUAGUCAUUGUUUUCACUACUAUCUUUUCUGUUGUGAUGUCGUUUUAUCCCGGAGCAAAGAAGGGAGAGGUUUUUGCAGCUGUGGCAGCUUUUGCUGCUGUUGAGGUGGUUUUCAUC
This is a messenger RNA of Fusarium vanettenii 77-13-4, 843 nucleotides long. RefSeq lists its product as uncharacterized. NCBI's taxonomy places the organism in Eukaryota, Fungi, Ascomycota, Sordariomycetes, Hypocreales, Nectriaceae. The transcript is spliced from 3 exons. The annotation marks the transcript as partial. The record is from RefSeq and is a predicted model, not a curated record.